This is a messenger RNA of Megalops cyprinoides (Indo-Pacific tarpon), 2620 nucleotides long. It is a transcript of the gene tslig3a, whose product is annotated as family with sequence similarity 98 member A. NCBI's taxonomy places the organism in Eukaryota, Metazoa, Chordata, Actinopteri, Elopiformes, Megalopidae. Gene Ontology annotation, cellular component: tRNA-splicing ligase complex. The transcript has 8 exons. The record is from RefSeq and is a predicted model, not a curated record. Bases 86 to 1678 code for a protein of 530 amino acids.
GCCAACCCAGCAGUAGAGUACGGUGGCACGGCUGCUCAGAUGUGAAUGUGUGUUAUUUAAUCACAUCCAGCGACUUCAGAGUAAAAUGGAGAACGAUAUUCUGGAUUCCUUGGAGGACCUAGGGUACAAGGGUCCACUGCUGGAGGAUGGAGCAUUGGACCUGGCAGUGAACCUAGGGGCUGCUUCCCCAGAGUUCACCAAGCUGUGUGCCUGGAUUGUCUCAGAGCUGAAGCUCUACUGCAAGCUGGAGGAGAACGUGCAUGCCACAAACUGUCCCAGUGAGGCAGAGGGGUUCCAGUUGGAGAUGAGCGGCCUGCUGGGGGAGAUGGCCUGCCCCUACUCUGUCCUCACCACAGGCGACGUCACCCAGCGCCUGCUCCACAGGAACAACUGCCUUCUCCUCCUCACUUUCCUGAUUUCUGAGCUGGAGGCCUCCAAGAUGAUCCUGGUUAACAGGCCACAGAAGAAGGUUCAGGAGGGUGGGGGCAGUGACAUAUUUUUGGAGCUGAAGGGCAUAUGCAUGGCUUUAGGCAUGUCCAAGCCCCCUGCCAACAUCACAAUGUUCCAGUUCUUCAGUGGCAUCGAAAAGAAGCUGAAAGAAGCCUUGGCAAAGGUGCCCCCAACCCACGUAGGAGCCCCCCUACUGAAGAAACCACUUGGACCAGUCCACUGGGAAAAAAUUGAAGCUAUCAACCAAGCACUUGUGAAUGAAUAUGAUGUCAGAAGAAAGAUGUUGCUGAAACGUCUGGAUGUGACCGUCCAAUCAUUUGGCUGGUCGGACAGAGCCAAGACUCAUGCUGAAAAGCUGGCCAAAGUGUACCCGCCGCUUCGCGCGUCACUGGCCCCAAAGAGCGCGGUGUCUGUUGCUCACCUCUUUGCCGCUAGAGAGGACCUCUCCAAAAUCCUGCGCACCAGCAGCGGGAAGAUCCGUGAGAAGACAGCCUGCGCCAUCAACAAGGUUCUGAUGGGCCGUGUACCUGACCGGGGCGGGAGGCCCAAUGAGAUUGAGCCGCCCCCUCCAGAAAUGCCCACGUGGCAGAAGAGGCAAGAUGGUCCCCAGGGAGGUGGUGGUCAACAAUACGGAGGCGGUGGUCAGCAGUACGGAGGUGGAGGCAGGGGAGGGGGCAGAGGCGGCUACGACCAGCAGUCCCAAGGGGGCCGCGGGGGUUAUGAGCGCGGGGGUGGGAGGGGCGGAGGAGGUGGCAGGGGCAGUAAAGUUCAAGGAGGCUGGUCAGAAGGAGGGGGAGGAGGAAGCGGUGGUGGUGGCGGCGGCGGCGGCGGUGGUGGUGGAUACCACGGCAAUUACCAGGAAGGAGGCAGUCACCAAGGAGGAGGGGGUAGGGGAAGUUAUGGAGGUGGGAGUUACCAGGGUGGGUUCCAGGGCCCGAGUUACCCAGGAGGGGGAUACCAGGGUGGGGGGGGUGGAAGCUAUCAAGGAGGAGGAGCUGGGUACCAACAGGAUAACCACUACCAGGACGGUGGUCGCCAUCAAGAAAGAGGUGGACGAGGAGGAAGAGGGGGCAGGGGCAGAGGUGGCCGGGGAGGACAGGGGGGAGGCUGGGGAGGGCGAGGUGGACAAAAUUUCAACCAAGGAGGGCAGUUUGAACAGUUCUUCCAGCAGGGUGGCUACCAGUAUAAUCAGGCAGGCUUUGGCCAAGGCAGGCACUACACAAGCUGAAAACAACCACCAAGUCAUCACAGCAGAGCUCACGCAGAGGUUCUUGUACACAAGAAAGACAGGAAAGAUGCCUUGCAAUUUCAGUGUGAAAGUACAGCAAAAGCUGCCAGUAGUUUUUUUUUUUUUUUUUUUUUUUUUGCUUGUAUGCUUUUAUUCAAGUGCAUUGAUGCAUUGAUCUUUUAGAGAAUCUGAAAUAAGGUUUGCACAAACACUGAAUGCCAAUAACCCGCCUCACUCCAGACAAGUCCCACUUAACUGUUGUCAGCUGUUUGAUCACAGUUUCAUUGAACAGACAGGUUUGGCGUUGAUGGUUCCUAUGCAAUCAUUACAUAUGCAUUCUGCUUUGUAUAUGAGACAAUUUAUCCUACUGGUUCUUCACUGCAGGGCCCCUGAAGCUAACGGAUACCUACUUUGUGUUGCUUGACAGCUGGAACUAAUGCAUGAACUCUGCUGUAAUAACUUCAGGUUGAUACUGGCAAGCCUUAUCUUGAGAUUAUUUGAAAAAGAGCGUUGUAAUCUGAGUCCAGAGGUUCGGUGUGUUACAUCAGUGCGCUUUCUGGCAGAGGCACUACAUGCACAUUUCAGAAGGUCUUUAGUUAACUGAAUUUGUGCAGUCCAUCCUAUAGUUUUAUUGAAAAUGAAAAGUACUUGAAAGAGUUUUUUUUUUUUCCUCAGUGGGAUUUGCUUUAACCACAAGUUUACAUUGUUGGAUUAAUUGAAAUACACGGAAGGAGUUGUUGGGGGAAGCACCACCAUUCUGGAGAUGGCAGAAUGCUGUUUUGCUGUUGCAAAUAGCCUUGACUGACUUUUCUGGUAUGUUUUUGGUAAAAAAAAAAAGCCACGUGACGCUGCUUUUUGGCAACAUUGUGUACAUACGUUAUUAGGAAAUGUUAAGACUGAAAGUGUGUCAAUUAAAAGUGAGCAAUAAAAAAAGAAACAAAA